CACCACCUCCUUUUCCUCUCACUCCUCCGCUUCUCCCACCUCCACCUCCACCUCCACCGCCACCACUAACAACUGAUCUUUUUUUCAUUUUAUUUAUUUAUUUAUUUAUUUGUUGUUGUAAAGUAGAGAUUUUGAGUGCAGAUGAAUACUAGAAAUUAUUUUCAAGGCUGAUCCAAAAGAUAAGAGUCAAUUAAUGUUUUCUAAAUAUAUUUUCUACUAAAAACAUUUCCGCUAGGAAAAUGUUUGGUGUUGUAAUGAAUAGAGCCUAAAUGAGCAUGUUUUUCUGAGUCUGGGAUGGUGGAACAUGUUUCUCUGCUGCAUUUGCAAGUGUGUGAUCCAUUGAAGAGGGUUCAGUCUUGUAACUAUACGAAAUCAUCGGGAUACAGUAAUGGAAAGACACAUAUUCAGCCUGUAAUGCCUGUAGAAACAAAGGCUUCUCGCUCGUGGGGUGUAUAUGUUAUUCCAGCUGCUAUUCUUGGAUUUGCUGGACUAGCAGCUUUUGUUCAUUAUAAUGAUGAGAGAAGAGCAAUUUUAAAAGGCCAGGGUAAUAAAAAUGGUGGAAAUACCAUCAAGAGGCCAACAAUUGGUGGUCCAUUCACUCUAAUUGAUACAGAGAAUCGGAUUGUUACUGAGCAGAAUUUUGAUGGAAAGUGGGUUCUUCUCUACUUUGGUUAUACCUCAUCUCCAGAUAUUGGGCCGGAGCAAGUAAAGGUUAUGGCCAAGGCCAUAGAUAUAUUAGAGUCAAAACGUGAUUCCAAGAUUCUACCAGUGUUUGUUACGAUUGAUCCUCAACGCGAUACCUCUUCACAACUUUGUGCUUACCUUAAAGAGUUUGACUCAAGAAUAGUAGGAUUAACGGGACCCGUAUCAGCUAUUAGGCAGGUGACCCAGGAAUACCGCGUCUUUUUUAAGAAGGUGGACGAGGAUGGAGAUGAUUAUCUUGUUGACUCUUCCCACAACAUGUAUCUGAUGAACCCAAAAAUGGAGGUUGUGAGAUGCUUUGGUGUAGAGUACAAUGCAGAGGAACUUUCAGAAGCAAUAAUGAAGGAACUGAGGAGUACCCUGACCUAAUGGCUCCAAGAUUUUGAUAGGUUGCCAAUAUUUCUCCUAAUCGGCAAGGGAAAUAUUAUAUUUUAGACAGCCAUUCUAACAUGACCUUUGUUUUUGUGGUUUUUUUUUUUAACUUUUUUUUCCCAAUUUUUUUUGAAAUUUCACACUCACAAGUUACUGAGUUCAAAUGUCAAUGAGUUUCUGGUUUGGAAAUCAUCUAGACAAGUGCAUGGAAAGAUGAACAGAAUCUGAUUCUUGAAGGCUAUCUGUAAAUUUGCAUUUGAUAUUAUAUCAACUGCUUAAUCUACAAUUUGUUUUGUUU
Molecule: messenger RNA, 1372 nt
Organism: Alnus glutinosa
Lineage: Eukaryota; Viridiplantae; Streptophyta; Magnoliopsida; Fagales; Betulaceae
Product: protein SCO1 homolog 2, mitochondrial
Exons: 7
Coding region: 295-1071 (258 amino acids)
Biological process (GO): mitochondrial respiratory chain complex IV assembly
Source: RefSeq, a predicted model, not a curated record